CUUGUUACACCCCGCGUCGACGCGUUCUAAAUUCCCAAAGUCACAAGUUAGACUUACACAGCUCGUAGACUUUUGCCUCUUGCCAUCGCUCAUUAAUAAGGUCUGUAUACUACUCAGUAAGGCGAGAUUUGGACUCUAGUUAUUCGCAAAGAUGGCAGAAGAGUAUGAGGAAGGAGCCGGAGAAGAUGGCGGAAUGACUGGGCCUGGCGCGCCGACGCCUAUCUUCGCUUUAGAUGGUCUUGCGGGCUUGACAAAGCGCGACUGUCAGCUUCUGGCAGAUGGCGGCUAUCAGACAGUUGAAUCAGUCGCCUAUACUCCAAAGCGAACCCUGGAGCUAGUCAAGGGUAUAUCUGAACAGAAGGCCACCAAGGUCCUUGCAGAAGCCUCCAAGCUCGUGCCCAUGGGCUUCACAACCGCAACAGAGAUGCACCAACGGCGAAGUGAACUAAUCUCUAUCACCACUGGGUCGAAGAACUUGGACACGCUACUCGCCGGUGGUGUCGAGACAGGGUCAGUGACUGAGCUCUUUGGCGAGUUCCGUACCGGAAAGAGUCAGAUCUGCCACACCCUCGCGGUCACGUGCCAGCUACCCUUCGACAUGGGCGGCGGCGAGGGCAAGUGUCUAUACAUCGACACGGAGGGCACCUUCCGGCCCGUCCGCCUCCUCGCCGUGGCCAACCGGUACGGCCUCUCCGGCGAGGAGGUCCUAGACAACGUCGCCUACGCACGCGCGUAUAACUCCGACCAUCAGCUGCAGUUACUGAACCAGGCCGCCUCGAUGAUGUGCGAGACGCGGUUCUCGCUGCUCAUCGUCGACAGUGCCACGUCGCUCUACCGGACGGAUUUCCUCGGCCGAGGGGAGCUGUCCUCACGACAGACCCAUCUGGCCAAGUUCAUGCGCACGCUGCAGCGGCUCGCCGACGAGUUCGGAAUCGCCGUCGUCAUCACGAACCAGGUGGUAGCCCAGGUCGACGGCGGCCCCAGCGCCAUGUUCAACCCGGACCCGAAGAAGCCGAUCGGCGGCAACAUCAUCGCGCACGCCAGCACGACGCGAGUCAGUUUGAAGAAGGGCCGUGGCGAGACCCGUAUCGCGAAGAUCUACGACAGCCCCUGCUUACCGGAGAGUGAUUGCCUGUUUGCCAUCACCGAGAGCGGAAUUGGCGAUCCGGCUCCGAAGGAUAUGGAGAAGGAUUAAUAGCCCGUCCUGCUACAUCUGCAUAAGGAUUGGUAAAGGCGACUCUUCGUUAGACUUUCUAAAAAGGGACACGUAACGACUAGCUACGGGAUAUGACUAGGCUUGUUUUGCUUGAACGGCACGCAUGGCUUCGGCGUUCAGAAGGGGGGUUGGCAGCAUGAUUGAGGCUUUUUACAAACGUCUAUUCGUGCUUUAUCUUGGAAGCAUCACAUCUUAAGGUUAACAGGUGCAAGGCGGCUUUGCUUUACUAUUUUGCUGCUGCAAUACAUAGCUGCUUUAAUACAUUGCCGGAUCAUCUUCAGCCUCAACGUGUUAGUUGAUCCUCCUUCCACCGGGGAUUGUGACAUGAUAGGCCGUAGAUCGUACAGGGGCUAGAAGUCAGGCAUCAGCCCCUCGCUAGCGUUUCGAUGAUCUAACGCCAAUCUCACUAAGGAACUGGCCUAGAACAAGCCUCCUGGGCUAAUUAUGCCUUCAUUGUCAAACCCAAAGAGGAUGCUAUCUCUUUCCUUGAAAUCGUAGUUUUCGUGAUUUCUACUUCAUGCAAGUUUCUGAAACUCAUGUAGGUGUCAGUCGAUGGUGAUGAUCAACAGCAUGUGAAGUGGGGAAUUAGGUUCUGCAUAACCUUGGAACUCAGCGACUUCGCCGCGUCAUCUCGGCA
Molecule: messenger RNA, 1853 nt
Organism: Annulohypoxylon truncatum
Lineage: Eukaryota; Fungi; Ascomycota; Sordariomycetes; Xylariales; Hypoxylaceae
Product: DNA repair protein rhp51
Exons: 2
Coding region: 152-1195 (347 amino acids)
Biological process (GO): mitotic recombination; reciprocal meiotic recombination; DNA strand invasion
Cellular component (GO): condensed nuclear chromosome
Molecular function (GO): ATP hydrolysis activity; single-stranded DNA binding; ATP binding
Source: RefSeq, a predicted model, not a curated record